AUGUCGCCACGGAACCUGAUCUUGGUGUCCUUGCUGGUCGUCCUGGUCCCGCCAGUGUCAGCUGCUCCUAUGGAAGAGCAUGAGGAGGCGGAGCCUACUGAGGAGGUGGAGGGUGAGCAGUCGGAGGAGGAGGAGGUGCACCGUUUCAGCAAGUCAAUCCUAAAUUGACGGUAAAAUUAAUUAUGCUCCAUGAAGUGAAGAAAAUAAAGAGGAUCCUCCCAUGAACCUUGAAGAAGCUAGCAAUGGGAUCUUGCUAAACCUUGGGAAACAAAAGGAGAAAAUGGGUGUUGACGUUUAGCAUUGGGCAAACAAAGUCCAUGUGACACAACAAGAACAAUAAAAAACCUGGAUGUGUUUUCCUUUCAGAUGAUGACGACUCCACAAAGGAGGCAGGACCUCCUGGUGCCCCCCAGACGGCAGGCGGAGCUUCAGAUGAAGGUUCCAUUGAGUGGUCACAUGGUUCCAUCAUUAGCAUGUCUUGGAGCCAAUCAGGGCUCAUCCUCAGCUCACCUCUUUGCAGGUAUGAGACCCCACGUGCCGUCUACUGUCCAUGGCAGCGGUUGGCAGGAUGGCGCGGCCGGAGGACAUUCCGACGGAAGCACGGGCAGCUCUGGUGGUUCUGACGCGGUGGACUCUUAUUCAAACGGUAACGGACAGAAGCUGUUGAACGGAAGGGGAGGAGCCGAGGGACAAACAGGUGUGCUGAUGUCACUUGAGGGUGGAGCUUCUCCCCUGGAGCACGCAGGAACCGUGGAAGCGCACUUACAUCACUUCCUGUUGGACCUGCUGGGCCGCACACCAACCAGCAUGGACGCCACAGGAAGUCUCAUGGACGCUCGUGCCAUCAGCCAAUCACCCUCUAGUCCCCACUCAAGCCACGACCAAUCCACUGCCCGGCAGGACUCAUCAUCUUUCUCAUCACCAGCUCAACAGACAGCAGGAAGUCAGCUGAUGGACACAGAUGGAGUGUCCGCCCGACCGGCGUCCUUCAGGGAUCUUCACGCUCACAGCGUCCCGUGGGCCCCCACGGGUACGACCGUUCUACCGCGGGGUUCCACAAUCAAUGCUUUUCUUCAUCUUUGGACCGCCAGUGUCAGCAGGCACCGUGACAGCACCAUUACAGGGUCCUCGCCUGUGGUCACCCGCACCGAGCUGGCAGAUGGCGACCUGGCACACACUCCGCACUCAGGAACACACACAUGGCGCACUGACACCGUUACCAUGGCAACAGCCCCAAUCUUUGCAGAGGCAUCAGGAACUCCACUACACUCCAGUGCUGUACAGGUGACUGAGGACUUCCACAAGGCUGGUUCCGUCACUGAACAGUACAACCCAUGGAGUCAGGGUCCUGAAGGUGAGGUGCCAACGGGCUUGACAAGCAGUCAGUGUGUGCUUGUAGCGUGAGGUGAGCCAAAGAGCAGACAGUAUGAAUGCUGGUGUCUUUUGUGUUUUUGCUGACAGCUUCAGAAAACCUGGAGCUGGAGGAUACCUGCUGACUUCCACAUCAAACCUCAAGUUCGGUUCUUACGCUACCAGUUUGAGUGCACAGAACAAUCAGCACGCUCCGUCCAAUCCCAGCCGUACCGCUAGCUUUUAUUUUGAAAUAUUUAAGAUGGCUAUCAGUGCUUGUGAUCUGUAGAAACAAUUUUAGAAGCAGUUCAACCCGCAAAAUGUCUUUUAAUGAUUUGACAAUAAAUGUGUCUAUU
Messenger RNA from Doryrhamphus excisus (bluestripe pipefish), 1706 nucleotides. The record is from RefSeq and is a predicted model, not a curated record. Lineage: Eukaryota; Metazoa; Chordata; Actinopteri; Syngnathiformes; Syngnathidae.